AUGUCCCCAGUGUUCCAGCAGGGCGACGAGGGCCACAGCUGGUACAUCAUCCUGCGCGGCUCCGUGGACGUGGUGAUCCACGGCAAGGGCGUCGUCACCACCCUGGCCGAGGGGGACGACUUCGGCAAGCUGGCGCUCAUCAACGACGCGCCGCGCGCCGCUUCCAUCGUGCUGCGCGAGAACAACUGCCACUUCCUGCGCGUGGACAAGGACCACUUCAACCGCAUCCUGCGCGACGUGGAGGCCAACACGGUGCGCCUCAAAGAGCACGGCCAGGACGUGCUCAUCCUCGAGAAGAUCUCUAACGCGCACUCGCACUUCAAGUACACGGUGAUGGCGGGCACGUCGCAGAAGAUGCUGGAGCACCUCCUGGAGACCCGCCUCGUCGGCAGCUCAUCUGGCCCCGGCGGCCAGGACGCCCUCUACGGCGACCCCUUCCUGGAGGACUUCCUCCUCACGCACAUCGUGUUCAUGCCGACGCAGCAGCUGGUGGCCGAGCUCUCGCGGCACUACCGCAUCGAGCCCAGCCCCACGCAGGAGCAGGACUUCCUGCUGGCGUGCAAGCGCCGCGUCGUGCAGUUCGUCAACUGCUGGGUGCACACCGUCCGCCACCCCGUGUUCGACGACCCGCACUCCCUCGCCUUCCUCGAGGAGCUGGCCGGCGAGGUGGAGCACGACGCCAUGACGCACCCCAGCCUGCAGGAGGAGGCCUCCCUCAUGCACCACGUCAUGUCGCAGCUGCGGCGCUACCAGGAGGACCGGGCGGCCGCCUCGGGGCAGAAGUGGAAGCUGCCGCCGUGCGGCCAGCCCGUCGCGCCCUUCUCC
Frankliniella occidentalis (western flower thrips) is the source of this 825-nucleotide messenger RNA. RefSeq names its product rap guanine nucleotide exchange factor 4. Lineage: Eukaryota; Metazoa; Arthropoda; Insecta; Thysanoptera; Thripidae. The record is from RefSeq and is a predicted model, not a curated record. The annotation marks the transcript as partial. The transcript has 3 exons.